Myxozyma melibiosi is the source of this 1527-nucleotide messenger RNA. RefSeq names its product general substrate transporter. The record is from RefSeq and is a predicted model, not a curated record. The transcript is spliced from 4 exons. Gene Ontology annotation, cellular component: membrane. Lineage: Eukaryota; Fungi; Ascomycota; Lipomycetes; Lipomycetales; Lipomycetaceae. Gene Ontology annotation, biological process: transmembrane transport; carbohydrate transport. Gene Ontology annotation, molecular function: carbohydrate:proton symporter activity. The coding region runs from base 1 to 1527 and encodes 508 amino acids.
AUGACUUUGAAUGAUCCCAAACCCGAGUCCCGGCAAGAUGAGUUUUCGAUCAGCCAUAUUGAAAACGGAGAUCAAUUGGCGAACCACUCCAAAUUUCCCAGUCUUUUGAACUUCUUGAUUGUCCUUACUGCUGCAAUCUCCAGUUUUCUAUUUGGCUAUGGAAAUAACGCGGUCGCUGGAAGCUUGGCCCAGCAGACAUUUCUUGCAAAGUUUCUGAGUGGACCAGAUUAUACCGCCAUCAUUGAUGGUAUUGAGUCAGUGUUCUUCGGCGGAGGUUUCAUUGGAACGGUGCUGCAAGGAGCGAUAUCGGACAAGUUUGGACGCAAGAUAUGCGCAGAGACGGCUGCCAUCUUGAUGAUCAUAUCCGGAGUUCUCAGUGCUGCGAGUGUUAAUCCCGCCAUGUUUAUCGUCUCCCGAGGAUUCUGUGGAUUAUCUGCCGAUAUCGCCCCCCACGCGCGUGGCCUGCUAGUCGGAAUGCACGCUACAUUCAUUACAAUUGGAUAUAUUACGUGCGGAGUUUUUGCGGUUAUUUUCAACUUUGUGACAUCAUCUAUUCAAUGGCGUCUGCAGUUUAUCAUGCUGAUCUUUUUUUCGGUUGUUUGCGCCAUCACAAUCUUGAUCCUUCCGGAAUCUCCAAGAUGGUACGUCGAACAGGGAAAGAAAGAAGAAGCUCUUGCAGUCAUGGAGCGCCUUCAUCGCACCAAAUCAGAUCCGACGGCAAAACUUGCUCGAGCAGAGUUUCACCAGAUUGUCGCCCAAGUUGAGGAGGAAAAGAAGCUUCCACACAGCUGGUGGUAUAUCUUUUCCAACGCCCAUCUUCGCAGGCGGGCCUACUGCUCAAUCCUUGCAUUCGCCAUGGUUCAGUCCAGUGGCCUUUUGGUUAUCUUCAAUCUCAUGCCUAUUCUAUUCGCAUCACUUGGCUUUGACAAUCUCAUGCAACUAGGACUAUCUGUUGUUUGGGUAACGUGUGCAACGAUUGGAGCGUCAGUCAACUCCUUGAUUGUGGAUAGAGUAGGUCGGGUUACGCUUUUAGUUAUCGGCGGAUAUCUUUGCACUAUAGCCAUGGCUAUUCAGUGUGCCCUGCAAAAAUACUACCUUCAUUCGGACUACAAGCCAGGAAUCAACGCUUGCGUGGCAUUCUUUUAUAUCUUCAUUCUCUUCUACGCUGUUACUUGCGAUGCUACCGUCUAUGUUUACAACGCUGAAAUCUGGCCAACUCAUUUGCGCAGCAAGGGCGUCACAUUUGGUCUCGGUUCCUAUUUUAUCUUUGGCAUUGUUUACAGCAGCCCUGCUUCUCAAGCCUUUGAUCAAAUCGAAUGGCGAUACUAUCUUGUGUUUAUCUGCGCGACCUUUGUGGCAGUCAACCUUAUCUGGUUGACCUUCCCCGAGACUAAGGGGUUAUCUCUUGAGGAAGUCAACAUUAAAUUUGGAGACACUGUGCAGGUAGCCUUGACAGAUAUUCGUGUGGAUCCCUAUAACGUGCCCAAGCCAUAUCCAGAGAAGACCGAGAAUGAUUCAAGCUCUUGA